Molecule: messenger RNA, 480 nt
Organism: Dentiscutata erythropus
Lineage: Eukaryota; Fungi; Glomeromycota; Glomeromycetes; Diversisporales; Gigasporaceae
Source: the annotation of a GenBank genome assembly
AUGAAUUAUUUGAAUAAAAUAGGUAAAGAAUUAGGAAAUAAUAUUAGCAAAGUAGGCUCAAAAUUAGGAUCUAGGUUUGAUAUUAAAUAUUUCUUAAUUGAUAGUUCAAAAAUUAAUAUUGGUGAUGCAAAACUUAAUAUCAUUAUAAUUAAUGCACUUAAAAAUGUACUUAAAAUUUGUAUUCAUUAUGGUAUAGAUAAAGAUGGGAGUGAUAGAAGUAAAAAAUUAGUAAAAAAUUAUGUUGAUUUUAUCAAUAAUAUCAAAAGGCAGCAAGUACCAAAUGAUUAUAUUAUCGAUAUAGCUAAUAAGUAUUAUAAGAAAAUCAAUUAUCUUGAUAUUUAUAAAGAUAAACCCUUACUAAAAGAAGUAAUUAAUAAUGUUGAUGAAUUAUUCCAGGAAAUAGUUGUUCAAGAUUUGAUUAGAAAGUACAUUAAUUUUUUAGAUAAUGAGGUUAAAAAUAUUUUAAAUAUGACUAAUUAA